This is a messenger RNA of Cylindrotheca closterium, 813 nucleotides long. The record is from the annotation of a GenBank genome assembly. NCBI's taxonomy places the organism in Eukaryota, Bacillariophyta, Bacillariophyceae, Bacillariales, Bacillariaceae.
AUGAGUGAUUACGAUGCCGAUGCCGAUGACGAUGAUCCACAUCGAGAUAACAACAACAACGGGAAGAAGAAGCGUCGACUAAAUGAACAAGACGAGGAAGAAAAGGAAAAAGGAGAAACUGACAGAGACUUUUAUGACAAGAGCAAGUUUGACCACCUAUUUUCAGGGUUGUCAAUAUGGUUGGAGUUUGAGGAAAAUGGAGACUUGGACGAUCAAAUGAAAGAUUUGCAGCUCUCUUGUGGUAGUAAAGAAUGCGGUGUCCACUCAUUUCUCCCCCAUGUGACAAUCCUUUACAAUGUAAUUGACAAGAAGGCAGCAGAUGGGACGAGUCAUCAAGUUAGUAAUGCAGAAGCAACGUUAAAGGAAUGUUGGAAAACGUUUGCAGCCACAGAAGAAAGCAAAGGGGACGGUCCACAAGAAGAACAUGGGAUAGUGACAUCAAAAGAAAAAAUAUCUUCGCACAAGGUAUCGGCUUCUGAUUGGAUGUACUUCCAUUAUCCAAAAUCUGCUGACAGUGGCAAAGGAUUUGGAUGUUCAAUCAGCUUGCUUUUAAUCGAGAAAUCAUCUUGGUUGGACAGAUUGCACCAAGUGUGCACCAAUGCCUUUGGUCAGGGGGAUCGAGAUAAGUUCGUGCCACAUUUGAGCUUGGUAUAUGCCCCAGAAGAUAGAGAAAAACUGCUAGUUGAGUAUACCCAAAAGCAACGAAAGAAAGGCUUGUUCCUGAACGAGCCAAUGGCCGUCAAAUAUCUUUCCUUGUGGAGUACAGAAGGCAGAAUAUGCGACUGGCGACCGAUUCUCAAAAUACCUGUAUGA